AUGGCAUACACCGUUGAAGUUGGCAAGCCUGCCAACGCGCACGAAACAGCUCCAAGAAGAAAUGCUAAAACCAAAAACGCUGCGGUAACUCGUCCCACGCAAUCCAAGGCCACCACUGUAUACGACUUUUUCCAAGAGUGUGUCCAGCGUGGUGGGAACCGCAACGCAAUGGGAUGGCGUGAAAUUGUCGAAGUGCAUGAAGAAACAAAGCAGAUCACAAAAAAAGUUGACGGCAAAGAACAGAAAAUUGAUAAGACCUGGAUGUACUUCGAGCUGGGCUCUUACAAGUUCAACUCGUAUAAGGAAUUGGGCCAGAUCAUGCACGAUUUUGGCCGUGGUUUGGUCGAUAUUGGUUUGCAACCUGGCAACACUGACAGGCUGCACAUCUUUGCUGCUACCUCUCACAAAUGGAUGAAAGCUUUCUUAGGCGCACAGUCACAGGCGAUUCCUGUGGUGACCGCUUACGACACGCUGGGCGAAAAGGGUCUGAUUCACUCCAUGGUGCAAACCGGUACUAAGGCUGUUUUCACUGACAAUGCGCUGUUGCAUCGCUUGAUCAACCCUGUUAAAGAGGCCAAGGAAUUGAAAUACAUUAUUCACGGCGACGUUUUGGAUUCCUCAGACAAACGUAACAAUGGAAAGUUUUACCAGGAGGCACACACAGCUUUGGAAAAAAUACGCGAGUUGCGCCCAGAUCUGAAGAUUUACUCAAUGGAUGAAAUUGUGGAAAAAGGUCAAAAAGCCGAAUCCACCAUUGAGGCUCACGCACCAAAGCCCGAUGACUUGUCCUGUAUAAUGUACACUUCUGGAUCUACAGGUGAUCCUAAGGGUGUUGUUCUCAAGCACUCCAAUAUUGUUGCCGGUCUCGGUGGUGUUUCUGUGAUCGUUGAUAGAGGCUACAUCAACGAAAAUGACCGUGUCAUUGCCUUUUUGCCGCUUGCUCACAUCUUCGAGUUGGCGUUCGAGCUCAUGACCUUUUAUUGGGGAGCAACACUCGGAUACGCAACUGUCAAGACUUUAUCUGAUACAUCAGUUCGUAAGUGUCAGGGUGAUAUCAAAGAGUUCAAGCCUACUGUCAUGGUUGGUGUUGCUGCCGUUUGGGAAUCCAUUCGUAAAGGUAUUAUGGGCCAGGUUGAUCACCUGCCUUCAAUGACCCAAAAAAUCUUUUGGGGUGCCUAUUAUAUGAAGCUCAAGAUGAAAAGGUUCCACAUUCCUGGCGGAGAUACUUUGGGUAACGUAAUUUUUAAAAAAAUUCGUCAAGCUACCGGUGGUUGCUUGAAGAUUGUGUUGAAUGGCGGUGGUCCAAUUAGCAGGGACACGCAGGAGUUCAUCACUACCUUGAUAUGUCCUAUGUUGAUUGGCUAUGGCUUAACAGAGACAAUGGCCAACACCUGUAUUGUCAACCCUGAUCAUUUUGAGUACCAAGUUCAAGGUGAACUGACCGGUGCCGUAACAGUCAAGCUUGUUGACGUCGAAGAACUAGGUUACUUGGCCAAGAAUAACCAAGGUGAAGUCUGGAUCCAAGGUGCCAGUGUUUUGCCCGAGUACUACAAGAAUGACGAGGAAACUAAAGGUGCUUUUGAGGACGGUUGGUUUAAGACCGGUGACAUCGCUGAAUGGACUCCAAAGGGUCAAUUGAGAAUCAUUGAUCGUAAAAAGAAUUUAGUCAAAACGUUGAACGGUGAAUACAUUGCGCUGGAGAAAUUGGAAAGUGUUUACAGAUCCAACCCUCUAGUUCAAAACAUUUGUGUCUAUGCCGACCAGACUAAAGUCAAGCCAGUGGCAAUUGUUGUACCCAACGAAGCUCCUCUUGGUAAAUUGGCGGUUGAGAAAGGAAUUGUGAAGGAUGCUGGUGAUGUCGAAGAAGUCUUGCACGACAAAAAGUUGAGGAAGGCCGUUUUGGACGAGCUUCUGAAGACCGGUAAAUCGCAAGGUCUCUCUGGUAUUGAAUUCUUACUUGGUGUUGCCUUGUUUAACGAGGAGUGGACUCCUCAGAACGGGUUUGUCACGUCCGCUCAGAAACUGCAAAGAAAGAAAAUUUUGGAGGCAGUUAAGGACCAAGUCGACGAGAUCUACUCUAGCCAAUAA
Molecule: messenger RNA, 2088 nt
Organism: Lachancea sp. 'fantastica'
Lineage: Eukaryota; Fungi; Ascomycota; Saccharomycetes; Saccharomycetales; Saccharomycetaceae
Source: the annotation of a GenBank genome assembly